Molecule: messenger RNA, 956 nt
Organism: Chenopodium quinoa (quinoa)
Lineage: Eukaryota; Viridiplantae; Streptophyta; Magnoliopsida; Caryophyllales; Amaranthaceae
Product: zinc finger protein 593-like
Exons: 2
Coding region: 443-802 (119 amino acids)
Molecular function (GO): nucleic acid binding; zinc ion binding
Source: RefSeq, a predicted model, not a curated record
UCAAUAAUAAAAUGUUUAAUUUUUUUUUUUAUACUAAAUGUACAAUUUUUAAAACAAAGGACCAGCCAACUUUGGUUGAUGGGAGGACCAGCUAAAAGUUUACGACAAUUUACGACAUUUUCGGUUCAUUUUUUUCGAUUUACAAGUUCAAUCUCGGUUUUAAGGUUGCCUCAUUUACAUUGGGCUAAGGAGGUCAAAAGGUAGCCCCAAAAGCAUUGGGCCACAAUUCGAGCAUUCUCCUAUACCCUAACCUCAAAUCCUAUCCCAACCCAACCAUUAUCCCAAAUUAAUUCAUCCCCUAACCUCCCUUUAGGUAAACCCUAAUUUCUAGGGUUUCUCUUUCUCUUACCCAGCAAAAUCACCCAAAAACCUCCAUUAUUGCAACUUCGCAGCACCAACAAGAAGCAAUUCGAUUGUUGUUGCAGUCUCGAGGAGAGCGAAAAUGGGAGGAAAGUGCCCGCAUAGAAGCGUAAGGAAGAGAAGAUACUCGCACAAAACUCAUCGACGUUCCAAAUUUGAAGUUAAAGGCGACGAUAUUGUCUACAAUGAUCUUCUGAAACCCGAUGCAAAUCGAAAGCCAUUGCCGCUUGAUGAAGAUUUGCCUGGUAUGGGUCAGUAUUAUUGCCUUCAUUGUGAUCGUUACUUCUCCAAUGUUGCUGUAAGGGAUGAACACUUCAAGUCCAAACGUCAUAAGAAACGUUUGAAGAUAAUGUUAGGACCUGCACCACACACGCAACUUGAUGCCGAACUAGCUGCUGGUAUGGGCAUGCCGGAUAACGGUCCAAAGUUGAUGUCUAUGUGAAUUGUGAAAUCUUCUUUUUCCUUGUAAUGAUAAAUAUUUUUGUUGAAAAAAUGUAGCAAGAUCAGAGAAUCUUUUAAAAAGUUGGAUUAGUAAGAAUACUUUCAGGCAUUAUUAUAAACUUGUUGCUGGUUUCUUUUACUAGCUGUCUACUGUA